Aureobasidium musti is the source of this 1749-nucleotide messenger RNA. The record is from the annotation of a GenBank genome assembly. Lineage: Eukaryota; Fungi; Ascomycota; Dothideomycetes; Dothideales; Saccotheciaceae.
AUGGUCAAUAUCAAGACCCUCGUGAGCAGCUUCAUACUCCUCAAUGCUGCAUAUGCUGCUGUCACAAAGAGGGACAACAACCAUCGACCAAGUGAGGUGCCUACCGUACACGUCAAGAAUGGCACCUACACAGGCUACUAUGCUUCCGCUUAUGGCACCGACAACUUCCUCGGCAUGCCAUACAGUCAACCUCCUGUCGGCGACCUACGUUUCCGAGUCCCUCAAUCGCUUAACACUACCUGGUCUGGCACCAGAAACGCUACUCAGUACAGCCCAGAAUGCAUUGGAUAUGGCAGAGACACUUGGAGCCAAGGCAACUACGUGAGCGAAGAUUGCCUGACGCUGAACGUCGUCAAGCCAGCAGGUUCAUGCGAGAACCUUCCAGUACUUGUCUGGAUCCACGGUGGAGGCCUUGUGAUGGGCGGCAGUGGAGACCGUCGUUACAACCAGUCUUUCAUCGUUCAGCAGUCCGUGGAAGCAGGAAUGCCUAUUAUCGCUGUCAGCAUAAAUUACCGCCUGUCGUCGUGGGGCUUCCUCUACGGACGUGAGAUCCAAGAGUCCGGCAACACCAUGAACGGAUUCAGGGAUCAACGUCUGGCUCUUCGAUGGGUGCAAGAAAACAUUGCUGCCUUUGGAGGUGAUCCAAACCGUGUUACCAUCCAAGGUGAAUCCUCAGGUGGUACCAGUGUCGGAGCCCAAUUGCUUGCCUACAAUGGUCGUAACGACAAUCUCUUCCAUGGAGCCAUCGCUGAAUCAGGAGCUCCUAUUGGUCUCAAUCCUGACUUUGAUGUCGACGACUGGGAACCAGUCAUCGCGAACAUCAGCAAGGCCACAGGAUGUAGUGGUGCCAGUUCUGUACUUGAUUGCCUCCGCAAAGUCCCUACAGAUCAGCUCAACUCGGUCAUCAACUCUACCGUCACUCGAGGAGCUCGCUACGGCCCCGUAGUCGAUGGAGACUUUUUAACGCAGACCGCCUCGCAAGCGCUUGCCAAGGGUGACUUCCUUAAGGUCCCGUACAUCAUCGGUGUCAAUGAGGCCGAGGGUGUGGGCUUCGGGCCAGGAGGUCUCAACACAACUCAGCAAGUCUUGAACUAUCUCAUCAGAUCAGGUUAUGACAAUGCUACAGCCCAUGACAUCGCGAUUCUCUACCCUGACAUUCCAGCUAUUGGUGUACCUAGUACUCUUCAUGGUAGACCAAACGCUACCAUCGGACUCCAGUACAAGCGCGCUGCUGCUAUCGGUCAGGAUAUGAGCAUGAAUGCUGGCAGACGUCUGACAGCACACUGGUGGGCAAGACACGGUGCUAAAGCCUACACCUAUAUCUUCAAUGCUCUUGUCAACGGCCUUCCAUACUUCGCUGGAGCAGUCCACUUUCAGGAGGUGGCUUUUGUCUUCUACAACACAGAAGGUCUUGGCUAUCCUCAGAACGGCAAUCCCAACCCACUGGGUGGGCCAGCACGUGAAUCGCUCGUCACCCUAGCCAAGCAGAUGUGCCGCAUGUGGGUUAGCUUUGUCAACUACGGUGACCCUAACAUGCAUCUUGGUGCAGAGCCUUGGGUCGCCGUCGAUGCAGAUGAGCCUGAGUACUACUACUUCCAGCAGAACGCUACGUCAAGCUCCAUGCCUGAUAUCGUGCGUGCCGAGGGUGUGAGUUAUAUCGAAGAGCUCAUCAUGGCACGCAAGGGUACCAACUGCACCGGUAUUGUUGCUUGUGGCAGCACUUAUGAUGGCGAUCUUGGUAAUCUUUAG